Helicoverpa zea (corn earworm) is the source of this 4700-nucleotide messenger RNA. RefSeq names its product cyclic nucleotide-gated cation channel subunit A-like. The coding region runs from base 338 to 2416 and encodes 692 amino acids. The transcript has 8 exons. Gene Ontology annotation, molecular function: intracellularly cGMP-activated cation channel activity; intracellularly cAMP-activated cation channel activity; protein-containing complex binding. Gene Ontology annotation, cellular component: intracellular cyclic nucleotide activated cation channel complex; plasma membrane. Lineage: Eukaryota; Metazoa; Arthropoda; Insecta; Lepidoptera; Noctuidae. Gene Ontology annotation, biological process: monoatomic cation transmembrane transport. The record is from RefSeq and is a predicted model, not a curated record.
AUUGUGGAAGCAACGGACGCCUGGAUCUAGCCACCGCCAAUUUAAUUUAAAACCGGGAAAGUACAAUUUUUAAAUAAAAGUGACAUCGGUCUUGAUUAAAGAUACGUAGCGUUCUCGUAUCUAUUAGUCGUGUUAACAAAAUUUCUUUAAUUGAAGUUCGUGCUAAGUCGGUAUCGUGACCCAACCUUCUAACAAUUACUUUGAUACCGAUCUAUACUAUUUGUCGACGAGUCCUAAUGACUCUAUUUAUUUUGAAGACGUCGUUGUGGUGAAUAAGAGUGGAUGAUAAAACGAAAUGACUUCUGUCACUAGUAGUCGCGUGUGCCUAUAGCAAAUCAUGAGUCCUGUUUACACUAUUCAUAAAAUAGGUCUGAGCAGCAUGGGCCCGGUGCCGAGUGAAGAUGAAGCACGCAGCAACUGGAUGCAGAGACAGUUCUCUAGAGUGACCCGAAAUCUCCGUUAUCGCAUCAGCGGGGAGGGCCAUUCCAAAACGCCGGAUUGGUUUUUGGACAAAUUUGCGGCUCAGACGUUUACCGAUCCCGAAGAGCCCCUGUACCAAGCCAAGCGAUCCAAACUGCUUUGUGGGCUUAAACUUGCGUUUGAUCCAACCCUGCCUGGCCAUUAUCAUUGGUUGGCUGUGGUUUCAUUGGCUAUUUUGUACAACAUGGUGUUCGUCAUCGGCCGAGCAGUAUUCUGGGAACUGGAUAAACUGACGGCGGUGUGGUUUGUGCUGGACUAUCUUUGCGAUGCCAUAUAUCUAAUGGAUACCGUCGUGCACGUCCACGAAGGAUACCUUGAACAAGGUCUUAUGGUAAAAGACCCAAAAAUGCUCAGAUUAAAUUAUUUAAAAUCUGUUUCCUGGCGGUAUGAUCUAAUAUCCCUAUUACCAACAGAUAUAGCAUACCAGUGGUGGACUCCCGGAUCAUGUCAUGCUAAACGUUUGCCGUGCCCUGUUAUUGUACGACUCAAUCGACUGUUUCGCUUGCCUCGAAUGUGGGAGUGGUUCGAUCGGACUGAGACUGCCACAAGUUAUCCGAACGCUUUCAGGAUUUGCAAGGUUGUCAUGGGGAUAUUAGUUCUUAUACAUUGGAAUGCCUGUUUAUAUUUUGCCAUAAGUUAUGCUAUUGGAUUUGGAUCAGACAAUUGGGUAUACAAUAUAACUGGGACCCGGAACGAAACAUUGGCACAUCAAUAUAUUUAUAGCUUUUAUUGGUCUACGCUUACCCUAACUACUAUCGGAGAAACUCCACAGCCAGAAAUUGAUGCCGAAUAUCUGUUUGUUGUUGCGGACUUUUUAGCCGGUGUAUUAAUAUUCGCUACAAUAGUCGGUAACAUCGGCUCAAUGAUUUCCAACAUGAACGUAGCCAGGGUGGAGUUCCAAAACAAAAUGGAUGGUGUAAAACAAUAUAUGGCAUUCAGAAAAGUAAGCGGAGAACUUGAAGCCAGAGUUAUUCGUUGGUUCGCUUAUACUUGGGCGCAAAGUGGAGCACUAGACGAAGAAAAUGUCUUAUCAUCUUUACCUGACAAACUUAAGGCAGAAAUUGCUAUACGCGUUCAUUUGGAUACAUUGCGUAAAGUGAGAAUAUUUCAGGAUUGCGAACCUGGCUUGUUAGAGGCUUUGGUUUUAAAACUGAAACUUCAAGUUUUCAGUCCAGGUGAUUACAUUUGCCGAAAAGGUGACGUAGGAAAAGAAAUGUAUAUUGUCAAACGAGGAAGGCUUCAGGUAGUGGCCGAUGACGGCAAAACUGUAUUAGCCACUUUGAGCGCUGGUUCAGUUUUUGGAGAAGUGAGUGUUCUAGAAAUAGCUGGUAAUCGUACUGGCAAUAGAAGGACAGCUAACGUGCGAUCAUUGGGCUAUUCUGACUUGUUUUGCUUGGCAAAAAGAGAUCUUUGGGAAGCCCUUGCUGACUAUCCAGAUGCAAGAGCAACACUCACUGAACGAGGCUGUCAGUUAUUGAGGAAGGAUGGCUUGCUUGAUGAAGCUGUUUUCGAAAAUGCGCAAACAACUCAACAGAGCAUGGAGGAAACUGUGCAUAAAUUGGAAACUACCGUCGAUAUGUUGGAUAAUCGCCUACAAGGACUACUGACAAACGUUGGCGAAGAACAGGCUAAAUUAAAACAAAGGAUAAACAAGAUAGAACUAAGGGUUUUAGACACGGAAGGUGAAGAUACUGAUUCUGAUGAUGUGACGUCAUUAGCAGCUUCAGAUUUAAGAAGUGAAAUAGGUGCUUAUAGCGAGUUACCGAUGAUCUCAGCGUAUAACACCUCCAUGCAUCUGCUGACACAUCCAAUGCCAGUGCGAGAGCGUGGACACUCACUGAGUGUUGAGAGAUCGUCUGGAUUACUUAACAGAGCUCCGGAGCCACGCAGCAAGUCACUUCGAUUGAAACGGUUUCACAAGGACACUUCAAAAUAAUGUGCAGAAAAAUAUAUUUGAAACAAGAGAUGGUAACGGAUAGAGAUCUUGAAAACAAGAAAGUACGUCAACGACCGAUCUUUAAGAAAGACCUUAUAAUUUGAAAAAAAAAAGAAAUUAUUUUUGAUAGGAUAAAUUUUUACAAAAUUAAAGUGUUUUAUAUUUUCGAAAAUGACCAAAAUCAAGUUGAUUUUAAUUUUUAUGAAAAAAAUUAGAGAAAUUUAUAAAAAACAAUUACGUAAGUAAAUGAUUAUUAUUGGCGCAUUCGGUAUAUAUAAAACCGGCUCCUUUGUUUCGUUUGUCGUAAUUAGAUCAUUUGUUCAAGGUUCGAUUUCCAAAUCGAGCAAGCAGUAGGUAUUUCAUAAAUAAUUUGGUGGGCCCGAAGUUGCACCCGUUUGGUUCACACAGAAUUAUUGUGAACAAACUUGUGCACUGGCAGCCAAUCAUAAUAAUUAUAUACUCGCCAAAUUUUUUUAAACGUAUUGUAACUUUUCGUUUUCAUCAUAUGAAACAAGAGAGACGAAUAUUGUAAUUAAUCACUUAAAUAUAAAUUGAACUGCUGAAAAAUUAAAUUAAAUUGACUGGGUUGUUUGUAAUUAAAUUGAAUGGGUUUGUUUGUAAAGAGGUAGAUUUGUGGAACGCUAAAUUACUCGUGUCAAUAUGAAGUGGCUUUACAGGUGCAUUUCAAGUAUGUAGUUAUUUAAGAGGGAAACGAUGGAACGUCUUACAAAAUUUUUGUCAUAAGAUAAACUCAAUGUUUCACAUUAAAUAUAAGCUUAACUCUUAUUGUACUUAUUUGUAUCGUAGAUGUAAGGAAAAUAUCAUUUUUCAUAUUUAAUUAUAAAAAUAUGUACCUUUAUUAAAAUUUGUUUGAUAGAGAAUGCCAUUUACAAUUUUGAUAUAUUUCUUGAAAUCCAGAAUGGUGCCUCUGAAUAAAAUUAAGUGUAAUUGAGAUUACCUCUAUACAUUCACAACAACAAUAGCAAGGAAUUAAUUUGUAAAAAUUGCACUUUACAAAGGUCCCAUUUUGCUUGAUGUACUUUUUCAUUUACGCUUACAGAAAAGAACAUAAAAUUCAGUAAUAGAUUAUAUAAGAUUGCGAUACAUUUUUUGUUUCCUUCAAAUCUUGCAUAUCUCAAGACACGGACAUGACAUCUAAUGAGAGUUUUUGAGGCAGGAAUAAUUUGGGGCAGUAGACUUAGGGGUUCAGAUACUAAAUUAUUGUCCUCCAUUCCGAGAUUUUAUUGUGGAAAAUAUUAGUAUUUUUUAUUAAUUUAAUUAUUGUUGUUUAUUUUUAAAAUGUGAUUCGAUACAUGGGUAAAUUGCAAUUCGCGGCUAACAAAACCCUUGCCUUCGGCUUGGGUGUCAAAUCUGUCUCAAAAACAGAUUCACCGAUAUUGUAUCCAAAGGGACUGUUAAGUACCCAUAUUGCUCAUACCCAGUUUACAAACUCCGAUCAAAAGUUGAGAAAGCAGCAGCAUCAUUUCUCAUCUAGCUUCAAGGCAUCAUCAAUGCUUAUUUAUUCUAAUUAUUCCUAUUCGGAAUAAAACAGGGAGAGUGAUAUUUUUAUUGGACGUUUAUUCAAAAAAUAAGACAGAAAUGUACCAAGAACUUUUUUUUUCAAAUAAAAGGCAUUGAAGAUAAAUAAGAUAUAAUAGUAUGUAGUAAUUGAUUGGAAUAAAUUAUUCCAUUAAUAUUCACGUACUUAAGUGACGUGAUUUAUCCACAAACGACUCAUUAUUACUUAUUAUGCAAAGUAAAUGAAUCGGUUCAGGUAGCACUACUGGCAAUAAAAAAAAAAACAAAAAUGACAAUGUAUUAUGAGGUAACCCAGUGUUAUUGCGGGCUCGUGCAUACAAAUAUUUGGGCAUCAUACCGCAUACAUGAAGCGUACAGGGGCGUCACGCAUCAUAUCAGAACAUUUUAUUAACCCAAUCGAGUGCCUCUCGAAAGAUAUCACAUUAUUGGCCUUUAUUUGUGAACCUGUCAUUGAUUUCUCGUAUAGGUAUAUAUCAUAAACUAAGAAUAAUGGUCAUAUUGAAAUAACAAUAUUCAUGCAAGGUUCAACUGAUAAUUAAUUUCUGAUAUCUGUGUAGAUAAUUAAUAUAUUCAAAUAAGACAAUUUUGAUGAUAUUAGAGAAACGUAGUCUUUAAUGAAUUAUGUAACUAAUAAUUUGUCGAUAUUUCAAUCAUCUGUAGAAAUGAAAAUAAGAUUUUGUAUAUAAUUCUUAAAUAUUCCAACUGUGUCCAAAUGUGUUUCAAUAAACUUGAACUAGUUAUUUAA